UUCUAGACGGAGCCGCCACUGUGGCCCCUCGUCUUGCCGCUCUCUCCUGCCCUGCCGCCGCCCUCGCCCGCCCCGCCGCCACCGCCGCCACCGCCGCCCUGCUGCCAGCGCAGUGCAUCCCCGCCCUGCUGCCGGAGCCUCGCCAUGUAAGACCAGGGACAGGGAUGAAGGAGUGCCAUGCCCGGGGGAGGGCAGGACUCCCUUUGUGUACCAGAGACUGUGGUGUGUGGUGAUCCGCGCGAGUGAGGCACCGCGUGAUCGAGUGUGUGUUAGUGAGGCGCCAAGUGGCCCCUGGGUGCCGCGGUGUGAGGGCCUCUAGCCUGGGUGAUCGGGUCCCUGAGUGAGGAGCCGCGUGGCUCUCAGGGGCCGCGUGGCUCUCGGCCGAACGGAUCUGUGGAGCCCCGGAGAGGCUCCGGGCGGGGGGCAGCCUGGCCACACGGUCGCUGCAGCGAGGAGCCCCCUCAGCGAGGGCGGCGCUGCGACGGGAUGGUGCCGGUGCCCCCUGAGAACUGGGCGUCCAUGGGCGGCGGAGGGGGCACUUCGAUAAUGGGCGGCGGCUUGGAGAGCGGGCUUGGAGGUGGCACGGGGAGCAGUGGGGGCUUGGGUGUUGGCGCCGCCCCUGCUCAGCUCCUUAAUUGGUUCUAUCUUACUCUCGCUGAUCACCAUAACCAACAACAGCAGCAACAGCAGCAGCAGCAACAGCAGCAGCAGCAGCAGCAGCAGGCUGCCGCAGCUGCGGCGGCUGCAGCCGCAGCUGCCGUAGCCCAUCCCGGACCCCAGCAGCCUCCGCUUCACUCCUCCCAGAACAAGGUGCUGGCGGGGGGAUGGGGCGGCAGCGGCGGCGCCGGCGGGGGCCAGGGUGCAGGGGGCGGCGGUGGCACUCUAGGUUCCCUGCUGGGUGGCGGGGGUGGUGGCGGCCUACUGGGAGGGUUGGCCGGACUCUCCCCGGGUGACCUCUCGGCCCUCACCUCCCUCAACGGCGCCAUCACCGCCAUCAACGGAGGCUACACCAACGGCCUGAGCAGCCCUGUCACCAGCAGCCUCAACGGUAGCAUCGGCGAGCUGGCAGACCACCUGAGUGAGCUGACCCUGGGGCUGGACAAGAAGGUGAAGGGGAGGAAGCUGCCGCCUAACUACCUGUGCCACUUGUGCUUCAAGAAAGGCCACCACAUCAAAGAGUGUCCGCAGGCCCGACCAAAGGGCGAGGGUCUCACGCCGUACCAGGGCAAGAAGAGGUGCUUCGGGGAGUUUAGGUGCACCAAAUGUAAGAGGAAGUGGAUGAGUGGCAACUCGUGGGCGAACUGCGGCCAGGAGUGUAUCAAGUGUCGCAUCAACGUGUAUCCUCACAAGCAGAGGCCGCUGGACAAACCUGACGGGCUGGACGUGUCAGACCAGUCCAAGGUGCAUCCCCAGCAUCUGUGCGAGAAGUGCAAGAGUCUCGGGUACUACUGCAGGAGGGUCAACUAACGCCGCGCCUCAUCCCGCUUCUUCGCUGCCCGCCUCCUCCUUCCCCCUCACUGAUAUGCGGCGAGCGCUCUCUCUCUCUCUCUCUCUCUCUCUCUCUCUCUCUCUCUCUCUCUCUCUCUCUGUGAAGCUCGAGCAAUCAGCGUGUGUGAGAGGAGCGCGGCCUGCUGGAGGUAAACAUACAAGUGAAUGUUUUGUUGUUCUGUAUAAUUUUGGAAGUGUCAAAAUGGCGUCCAGACGGCGUCCACACCUCAGGCAGUGUGUGGGGCGUCUGUCGUGGCCACACUGCUGCCCGUCGAUCUGAUCAAAUCUGUACUAGCAUUAUUAUUAUUAUUAUUAUUAUUAUUAUUAUUAUUAUUAUUAUUAUUAUCAUUUAUUAUUUUUUUUAUUAUCAUUUUUAUGAUCAUUAUCAUCAUUAUUAUUAAUAUUAU
This is a messenger RNA of Portunus trituberculatus (swimming crab), 1895 nucleotides long. Its product is annotated as zinc finger CCHC domain-containing protein 24-like. The record is from RefSeq and is a predicted model, not a curated record. NCBI's taxonomy places the organism in Eukaryota, Metazoa, Arthropoda, Malacostraca, Decapoda, Portunidae. The transcript has 4 exons. Bases 487 to 1467 code for a protein of 326 amino acids.